AUGUAUCUGUCAUCUUUGAAUAUUUUAUUGAACACGCUUGGCAGCUUCCCAGUCUUAUCGUAUGCAACUGGCUUUGUUAAGGAUUUUAUUAUUAGUAUUAUGAAAACAGCCCCAGUUCCUAGACACGUCGCAUUAAUCAUGGAUGGGAAUAGAACUUAUGCAAAGAAUAACAACUUACCCUUGAAAGAUGGCCACAAUGCUGGCGCAGAAUCUUUGAUUCAUGUUCUUGAUGUUUGUUAUAGAGUUGGUAUAAACACAAUUACAAUCUAUGCAUUUUCCAUUGAGAACUUUAAUAGAUCUCAAGCGGAAGUUGAUACAAUUUUUACUUUACUACGUGAUAAACUCUCAUUAUUAGUCCAGAAUGAAACUUCAUUCGCUCAAUUAAAUCGAGUGAAAAUUCGUAUUAUUGGCAAUAAAAGUUUAAUUCCUCAAGAUAUUUUAACUGAUUUGGAACAAAUUGAAACUAAAAGUAAUUUAAAUGAUACAAUUAGAGUGUUGAAUGUUUGUUUCCCAUACACUUCAAGAGAUGAAAUCACACACUCAAUGAAAACAAUAGUGGAAAUGUACAAAAAUCAUCAAAUUGAAUCAAAAAAUGAUAUUAAUAUGCAAACUUUGCAUGAUGCUAUGUAUAUGGGACCAGACUCACCACCAUUAGAUCUUUUGAUUCGAACUAGUGGCCACACUAGGUUGAGCGAUUUUAUGCUUUGGCAAUGUAAUCAAGAUUGUACCAUUGAAUUUGUCAAGACUUUAUGGCCAGAUUUUAAGUUUGUGGGAAUUACAUGCAUUUUAUUCAAAUGGAUGUAUUAUAAAACUUUACAAUUGGAAGAAGAGGAAAGAAUUCUGAAGAUCCCAACUAAAAAUAAUAAAGUUGUUACUAAUAUUUUAAAAGAGUUACCUCCAGCUCCACCUUUUGCAUCCGUUUCUGGAUCAUAG
This is a messenger RNA of [Candida] anglica, 933 nucleotides long. Lineage: Eukaryota; Fungi; Ascomycota; Pichiomycetes; Serinales; Debaryomycetaceae. The record is from the annotation of a GenBank genome assembly.